AUGUCAUCACCACAAGGAGGAGACGACGAAGAGAGAUAUGUGCCUGAUAUUUAUUCAUCCGAUAAACAGCACAAAUUACAGGAUUCUAAACUAGUUGACUGGGGGGUAUUUUCCGAAAUUUUACAAAUGGAUGAAGACGAAGAAGGGUUUUCUCAACAAUUGGUGGAAACUUUUGUAUCACAAGUUGAAGAAACAUUUGAUAAAAUUGAACAAUAUUUACAGGAAAAAGAUUUAGAGCAGUUGAGUUCUUCCGGUCAUUUCUUGAAAGGAUCAGCUGCAGCUUUAGGAUUGACUUCCAUAUCAGAAGAAUGUGAACGUAUUCAAAACUAUGGGCACAAGAUUAAUUUCGAUAACUUUAGUCAGGCAAAAGGUCAAUCUAAAAAGGAUGUACAGAAGGAAGGCGAUAAAUUAAAAACGACUAAUGGAACCACCACCACGAAUACCACCACCAACACCACCACCACAAAUGAUGGAGAAUCAUCGUCAAAGGAGACUACAAAAGAUACAACAAAAGAUGAUAAAACAUCAUCAAGUAAAAAUACGGGUGGAAAGAGUAUAACGAGUGAAAAUGAUGAUGAAUCAAGUGAUGGUUUCUGGAUAGCAGCAAUUGAAGAUGCAUUAUCUAGAGCUAAGGAUGGAUUUGUCAAAACUAGAAAGGCAUUGGAUGAAUUUUAUGCUUAA
Lodderomyces margitis is the source of this 681-nucleotide messenger RNA. It is a transcript of the gene YPD1, whose product is annotated as Ypd1p. Gene Ontology annotation, molecular function: histidine phosphotransfer kinase activity; protein histidine kinase binding. Gene Ontology annotation, cellular component: nucleus; cytoplasm. Bases 1 to 681 code for a protein of 226 amino acids. The transcript has a single exon. Gene Ontology annotation, biological process: phosphorelay signal transduction system; phosphorylation. The record is from RefSeq and is a predicted model, not a curated record. NCBI's taxonomy places the organism in Eukaryota, Fungi, Ascomycota, Pichiomycetes, Serinales, Debaryomycetaceae.